AUGGCUCCAUUUCUGACGGCCGCCUUGGCCCCGAGCAAUGGCCUUCUCUUUCCAAUUGUCGCUCUUUGUUUGUCCCUGCUGCUAUGGCGCUUUUGGAGGUUCGUGAUUCGUCCAAAGCUUCGUCCGCUCGACCCUAAGGAGCUUCCAUAUUGGAUUCCAAUCGUCGGACAUGCUGCUGCGUUCUUCAAUAACUCCUACGUGUUGCUGAGAAAUGGCGACAAAUAUUUCCGUGGCUCGAAAGAGUCAUACGCUGUAGAAGUCAUGGGGCAGACCAUCUACGUGGUGACUUCCGCCCGCGACAGCGCCGAGAUCUACAAGAACACCGCCACGAUGUCCUUUGAGAUAUUCGUCCGCAAAUUCAUUCGAAGUUGCGGAGCUAGUGAUGAGCUACUGGACCGACUGUACGGCACGCCUCCUUCCGUCGCCGGCGAUGUUGAGAACAGGUCACUCGGCGAUAAGACGCAUGACUUUCACGGCAUGCAGCUCUUCCCGGGUGGGCAUCUGCCGGAGUUCACGGCUAUCUUUAAGGACUUCCUAGAGGACGCGGUGCGGAUGGAUCGGCUGCCGGGAAAGCGUUAUAUCACGGCGUCUGGGGAAGGCUGGGUGAAUCUGAGACUGAUGAAGUUUGUCUCUGAUUAUUUUGUGGACGCGGGCCAAAGGACGUAUUUUGGUAAUCUUCUGGGAGAGAUUGACCCGGAUUUGAUCUGGACAUUCCUUGAGCUGGAGGAUCGAAGCUGGCAGAUUCUGUAUGAGAUUCCUGCGGUAUUUGCAAGGAAGGCGCAUGCGGCGAGAGACGGGAUUAUCGAUGCUAUUCAGAAGUGGUUCGAGACGCCGCCUGAAGAUCGGCCGGAUGGAUCGUGGUGGAUGACCACGAUGGAGGCAGAGAUGAAGGCAUUAGGGUUCAACACUCGCGAGAUGGCCACCACAGUGGUUCCGAUUUAUAUUGGGAGCAACACCAGCACCCGGAAAGCCUGUUUCUGGCUUCUUUCUUUCCUUCUCUUUAACCCUCAGCUCAUUGACAUCAUCCGCGAGGAGACUAAACCCGCGCUGGGCAACGGCCCCGUGGACCUCGAAUACCUCAAGAACAGUUGUCCCCAGCUCAACGCUAUCUGGAUGGAGACCCUGCGCAUGGCCACUUCCGCCGCAUCCUUCCGCUUCCUGACCGAGGACACCAUGGUCGGCAACAAGCUACUCCGGAAGGGAAACCGGGUGCUCGUGCCCAGUCGCCAACUGCACUACGACCCAGACGCGUUCGGCGACGACGUCCAGGCCUUCAACCCGGAGCGGUUUUUGACGGGUAACAAACUGACCAUGGGCCGGAACUGGAAGCCCUUUGGCGGCGGAAAGAACCAGUAUCCCGGGCGGUUUGUGGCUCAGCAGCAGACGUUCUUGUUUGUCACUUUGUUGUUGCAUCGUUUCGAUAUUGAGAUGCUGCCUGGUCAGAGCUUUCCCAGGCCCAAGAAAACAGACAUUAUCCGAUCGCGCACCGGUUGCCAAGGCUGUCGCGAACGCAAAACCAAGUGCGAUGAGCAAAAGCCGACAUGUGGGACAUGCACUAGGCUGGGGAAAGUCUGUCGUCGAGAUCGAGAGUUCAAAUUCCAGGUGACAACGGGACGUGCAGAGGCCGCGGUUCCGUCCUCCACAAGUCAAACGUCCGAGAUGACAGGCUCGGAUGGCAGUGCCUUUGCAGAUCUUGAUCUGAUCAGGUCCCUUCAGCACACUGAGAGAGAUAUCUUCUAUUCCACAUACUGGGAAUGUCAAUGUCUCCCGGCUCUUCAUCCGAUCUUCCAUUCCAUGUCUCGACUCAUCGCCGAAAAUGGGAUGCUGAAGGAUGCCGUACUGGCCCUGUCAUCCUGCAAUCUAAGCCGUCUGCAUGCGGAACAGAGAACUCAGUCAACUACUUCCAUGGGUCUCUUCAGUCCCAGUCUCGUCCACCAGACGAGAAGCCAGCUCUACUACUCCUCGGCUAUCCGGCGAUUCGCAUCGUUGAAUCAGCUCGAGUAUCAAGCCAACGCUACCCUCUCGCUGACGGUCCUUGUUCUAUUCGCAUACAUUGAGUCUUCAAUGGGGAAUUUCCACGGCUUUUCAUGCCAUGUCCAAGGUCUGUCGGACCUGUUCAUCGACAUUCAUGACGCAGUUCUCAGAACCACUCUCGCCCCUUUCCUAUCCGCGUGGAUGCAAGUUCGCUUCGUGGUCUGGUGGGCUCGAGCCUACUUCAGCUCUAUCGAAGUGCAUCAACAACUCCCGUCUAUCGCCUUACCCCCAGCGCUAAACACACCCUAUACCUCGCUCCACGAGCGACGAGUCACGAUCCUCAGCAUCAUGUGCGAAGCCCAUCGAAUCACUUUCCAAACCGCGCUCAAACACUGGUCCAGCGAUACCACAUCCAUCGACCCCAAUCCCGGCGAGGCCGUCAAUACUGAAGUCCUCCUCGCCGAACAAUCCCACCGUCUCGACGAAUGGCUCUCCCACCUCCCUCCAUCUGAACAACCUAUCCCUCUCGACUCUAAUACCCCCUCUCACACACCUCAAACCAACCAACCCAUCAUCUUCCCCUCCCACGACGCAGCCCUCAACUUCGCCUACUCCCUCAUCGCCCGCAUAAUGACCUCCCCAUCCUUUCUCACCACUCUUCCCUCUGCCAACCCCACCCACCUCGGCCAAGAAUGCUCCGCCUCGAAACCCUUCCUGGUGAUUCUCCUCCGCGUCCUAGCAGGAAUAAGCCUCCGCACCUCCCUCGUCCAAAACACCUACACAAUCGGCUUCUCCAGCCUCCUUCUCGCAUCCCUCCUUCGGUGCCAAGACCCCACACUCGGUCUCGAAAUCCAGACCUGGCUGCAGAAACUCCACGAUGUACAUCCGACAGAGGAGGGUGCGUUCCCGGUCUAUCAGGCGCUGAGGGUCGCGCGAGCUGUGAAUCGUCAGAGAAGUGAGCAUGGGUUUGAUGUGUUUGCGGUUAGUUUGCCGGUCGAUGAUGGGGGUGGGUGGCCGAAGUUUUCGGCGUACAAUAGUCAAAGGAUUGAGGUGUUGUUGUUUCAUGGGAAGUGGAGAGAGGGUGGGAUGUUGGGGGUUAUGAGGGUAGGGGUUUGA
Molecule: messenger RNA, 3090 nt
Organism: Aspergillus affinis
Lineage: Eukaryota; Fungi; Ascomycota; Eurotiomycetes; Eurotiales; Aspergillaceae
Product: putative cytochrome p450
Exons: 6
Coding region: 1-3090 (1029 amino acids)
Biological process (GO): regulation of DNA-templated transcription
Molecular function (GO): iron ion binding; oxidoreductase activity, acting on paired donors, with incorporation or reduction of molecular oxygen; zinc ion binding
Source: RefSeq, a predicted model, not a curated record